AUGCCGGCGCCGACGGCGAGCGAGCGCGACGCGCGGGCGGCCAAGUCAGGGUACGAUGGGAGCGUGUGUGGGGCGGAUGGUCGUCGAUAUCGCGUCGACGCGGACGCGAAUGCGUAUUACGACGAAAUCGACCGCGCGUUGAACGCGCUGGACGCGCGUACGGACGUCGAGGCGGCGGCGCGCGAGCGCGAGGCGAUCGGAGGGAACGCGCUGGAGGGGGCGGAGGGACAGGAACGCGCGCUGGCGAUGGAUGCGAAGUGUUCGAGGACUUUGGAGGCGUGCGCGCGCGCGGCGAGCGGCGCGGCGUGCGCGACGUUUUUGAAAAAGUGCGGCGAGUCCGUGGACGGGGAUCGAGGUGGGUUUUACGUCCUGGCGAAAUCGUUGUUCGGGUCGAGGACGCUGGAGACGGUGAUGGGGACGCUGCGAGAGCGGCAUUUGAAGACGGAGGACGAGGAGGCGGAGGCGCUCGCGAAGACGCUGCGAGAGGAUUUCAUCGAGAAUAUGGGGCGGGAGAUGGUGGAGAACGCCGUGGACGUGGCGUUCGAUAAGCGUGCGAGUCCGGUCGUGAGACGGUUUCUCGCGCUCUUGGCGGGAAGAGCGGGCGACAAGGGUGGCGCCGACGCGUCGACCGGCGCGCCAAGCGGAAGAAACGGAGGCAAGGCAAGCGACGGGAAGAGCUUGGCCGAUAAGCUUCGUGGUGGGACAUCGUCGGCGGGGAAAUUUUCGGCGUCCUUGAACACGUCUUACAGAUUCGAAGAGGAGCUGCGAAAAUUUUCGGACGCCAUGCUCGCCGCGCUCGAGCCCGAGCUGUGGAAUUUAGUGGAGGACACAUGCGGGAGCGCUUUGCUUCAAGCCCUACUCAAGGCGCACGAGGGCGACGACGAGGCUUUGAACUGGAUCAUUCCGGGGCUCCUCGGAUGCGCGCCGGCGGAGGGGACGAACGAGGGCGAGUUUCUCGUCGACGCGCAGGAAUGGGACGUGAAGAAUAUGAUGCAGUCGCGCUCGGGAUCGCACCUCAUGGAGACCAUCCUGGCCGUCGCUCCGAAAGGGCUGUUCAACGAGAUCUACAGAAGAUUCUUCCGAGAUAAGUUGAUUUCAACGGCCAAGCACCCGGUGUCGAACUUUGUGCUUCAGGCGUUCUUGGGGGCGACGAAGGAUCCGGAGCACGUAUCGAGCUCGCUCAGCGAGCUCUCGCAGGUUUUUGGUACCUUACUCCACGAGAGGCGCUCUGGCGUCGUCGCGGCCACGCUCGCUGCGUGUGCACGACUUAAAACUAGCGAAAAAGACGCCGCCAAGGCUCUCGCUCGAGGUCUGACUCUCAAGAUGGAGGCGAGAAAAGAAGGGCGCUCACAGCUCGCGCCCGCUUUGUUCUGGCUCGACACGCCGAAUUACGGCAAGUGCUCGGUUCUGGGUAGUGCGAUGUUCCAAACCUUGUUCAAAUUCACCUCGGAUUGCAUUCCCAUGUUUUCUGAAAGUAUGGUGAGCAUGACGGACGUCGAAGUGUUCAAGGUGUGCCAAGACAGUGCCGGCUCUCGCGCCGUAGAGGCAUUCCUUGCCUCGACCACCAUCAAAGUCAACCUGAAGAAGGAGUUCAUCGGCAAGCUAAACGGUCGUUGGGCACAGCUCGGUUUAUCUCCCGUCGGCUCGCAUGUUCUCGAGGCGUGCUACCGCGAGGCCGAUGCACGAGGGAAAGAGCUCAUCCUGAGCGGACUCGCGGGACAGGAGGGACCUCUGAACGCGACGCGACACGGUCCGUUCCUCAUGCGUCGACUCGGCGUAACGCAAUUCAAAGCGGCUCCAGAGCAGUGGAAGAACAAACAGAAGACAGCCGACGCGAUGAUGGGCGCGUUCGAGAAGGAGUUUGGAGGCGAAGAGCCAAAGCAAAAGGAGAGUGCGAAGCGAAAGCACAAGGACGUCUCGGAGAAGGAAAAGAAGCCAAAGAAGGAGAAGAAGGAGAAGAAGGUGAAGAAGGAAAAGAGAGAGAAGAAAGAGAAGGGUGCGUGA
Ostreococcus tauri is the source of this 2004-nucleotide messenger RNA. Its product is annotated as Armadillo-type fold. Gene Ontology annotation, molecular function: RNA binding. The transcript has a single exon. Gene Ontology annotation, biological process: endonucleolytic cleavage in ITS1 to separate SSU-rRNA from 5.8S rRNA and LSU-rRNA from tricistronic rRNA transcript (SSU-rRNA, 5.8S rRNA, LSU-rRNA); endonucleolytic cleavage in 5'-ETS of tricistronic rRNA transcript (SSU-rRNA, 5.8S rRNA, LSU-rRNA); ribosomal small subunit export from nucleus. Bases 1 to 2004 code for a protein of 667 amino acids. NCBI's taxonomy places the organism in Eukaryota, Viridiplantae, Chlorophyta, Mamiellophyceae, Mamiellales, Bathycoccaceae. Gene Ontology annotation, cellular component: 90S preribosome; nucleolus; preribosome, small subunit precursor. The record is from RefSeq and is a predicted model, not a curated record.